AUGAAAAAAGCUGCUAUAUAUGGUGACGAGGAUAAUGAUAUUCACGAGCAUGUCCCGUUGAAAAAUCAUUUGAUGAAGAUAAAGCAGAUACUUUUAAUAAAACGUUUGGUACGAGCUGUCAACGAGAAAUUUCAAGUCCAAUUAACAAAUGAAAUUUCUGAUAAUCAAUUAGAGUUUCCCAAACUUUCAUGGCGACAUUUGUUUACUCACGGUAUUGGUGGCAAACCAGUUCGUUAUCACAACUUUUUCAUGGAAGAGCGAUCAUCUUUAAGUCCUUAG
This is a messenger RNA of Clunio marinus, 279 nucleotides long. The record is from the annotation of a GenBank genome assembly. NCBI's taxonomy places the organism in Eukaryota, Metazoa, Arthropoda, Insecta, Diptera, Chironomidae.